CGAAAACCAGCGCUUACCAGGUCCCAGACACGCGACAGCCUCACCAAAUCAUUCGCGGUCCUGUUCAGUCGCGAAUUCUCCAUUAAUCCUCUGGGAACCUCGCCAGGCAACCUCAAAAGCGUCAUUCAGAUAUGCAGCAGUCCUCCUCUUCUUACGGGCAGCAGCCCAUGAUGAUGCAACAACCCGCGAUGUCGCCCACGGCACCGCAGACCCCGAUGAUGCAGUCGUCUGCAUCCAUCUAUGGUCAACAGCCCAUGAUGGCCCAGCAGCCGCAGCAGCAGCAACCGAUGAUGGUUCAGCCGCAACAACCUAUGAUGAUGCAGCAACAGCCCAUGAUGAUGCAGCAGCAGCCGAUGCCGGUUUACUACCCACAGCAGCCGCAGCCGCCGCCACCACCGCAAGGCUACGGCGGCCAUCCGGGUGCCGUUCACCCUGAAUACCAGGGAUGUCCGCCCCACGACUUUGUCGCCACGGGACGAUGGACCUGCACCGACAUCAUGCUUUGUAUCUGCUGCUGCCCUUUCAACUUUUGCUGCUGUCCUCCGGGCAAGAGCGAGAGGAUGUGCACCAAAUGCGAGAUCAAAAAGUACACAUGAAUCUGCUGGCGCAGGCGCUGCCGUCCUGCCUUGGAUUGUUACUCUCGCUGCCCCGUCUUUACUGCCCCUUGCCCUUGCAUUCGCUAUCAG
Messenger RNA from Polychytrium aggregatum, 686 nucleotides. RefSeq lists its product as uncharacterized. The coding region runs from base 132 to 596 and encodes 154 amino acids. The record is from RefSeq and is a predicted model, not a curated record. NCBI's taxonomy places the organism in Eukaryota, Fungi, Chytridiomycota, Chytridiomycetes, Polychytriales. The transcript has a single exon.